AUGAAAAGAAGGAAGGAGAGGAGAAGAAGGAUGGAGAAAAGAAGGAAGAAGAAAAGAAGGACGGUGAAAAGAAAUCAGAGAAGAAGGAUGAUAAGAAGGAAGGAGAGGACAAGAAGGAUGGCGAUAAGAGAAGAGAAGCAGGACGAGAAGAAGGAAACAUCCAAAAAAUCCAAGAAAUCCAAGAAGUCAAACAAGUCAAAGAAAACGAAGAAGGAAAAGAAGGACGAUGACAAGAAGGAUGAUGACAAAAAAGAAGACGACAAGAAAGACGAUAAGAAGGAUGACGAGAAGAAGGACGAUGUGAAUUUCUGA
Messenger RNA from Caenorhabditis briggsae, 312 nucleotides. The transcript has a single exon. The record is from RefSeq and is a predicted model, not a curated record. The coding region runs from base 1 to 312 and encodes 103 amino acids. Lineage: Eukaryota; Metazoa; Nematoda; Chromadorea; Rhabditida; Rhabditidae.